Molecule: messenger RNA, 459 nt
Organism: Homarus americanus (American lobster)
Lineage: Eukaryota; Metazoa; Arthropoda; Malacostraca; Decapoda; Nephropidae
Exons: 1
Coding region: 1-459 (152 amino acids)
Biological process (GO): DNA integration
Molecular function (GO): nucleic acid binding
Source: RefSeq, a predicted model, not a curated record
AUGUACUUUGUACUUGUCGAUGCUUACAGUAAGUAUCAUGAAGAGGUUCAAAUGAAGAGAACUACGGCCGAGGCUACGGUAAAGGUUCUCCGUGAGGUUUUCAGUAGACACGGAUUACCUGAGAUUCUAGCCACAGAUAAUGGCCCGCAAUUCACUUCAAAAGAGUUUGCGGAUUUCUGCUUAGCAACCGGUAUUUUGCAUCGUACAUCCUCAGCAUAUAAACCUUCUACGAAUGGUCAAGCAGAAAGAGUAGUUCAAGUACUUAAGUCAGCUUUACGUCAAGCUGAAGUACUAAAGCAAGAUGCUGAGACUGUCCUACAAAGAUACCUGCUUUCCUAUCGCAUCACUCCACAUUCUACAACAGGAAUCGCCCCUUCUGUGCUGCUGAUGGGAAGGAAACUGCUCACUCGUUUGGAUUUAAUAUUUCCAUCUUUUACGAAGAAAGUGGAAGUACUGUAG